GCACCUGGUGCAGCUCCUAACUACUUCUCAAAUGAAAUACCGUAGUCUGGACAUGAGAAAGGAUGGUGAUUCAGGGGCUCAUAGCUCAGGGAUGGGAAUGUUUUGAAAUGAGAGAUUUUGGAUUCCUGGAAUCUGAAGUCCUUGGGGCAGAAGAGAGAGCAGGUGCACAUCGAGAAGAGGAAGGCAUUGGCUCAGAUAAAACUUUGGUUUCAGUUUCCUGAGGUCAACCAUGGUCUGGAAGCAGGUGAUCCUCCUUCCAAGGUAUUGUCAGAAGGUCAAUGGUAGCCUAAUGCUGUGUCCCAAUGCGUACGUCAUCCACCUCACUUCAUCUCAUCACGAGUAGCUGUUACAUCAUUUCACUGCAUCACAGGAAGAGUUUUAAGGAAGCUAGAGUGCCAGAGAAGACCUUUGAAGUGUGAAGAGAUUUCCUGUAAUUGAAACCAAAAUGUCAUUUAUAGAUCCUUAUCAGCACAUUAUAGUGGAGCACCAGUAUUCCCACAAGUUCACCGUAGUAGUGUUACAUGCCACCAAAGUGACAAAGGGGGCCUUCGGUGACAUGCUUGACACUCCAGAUCCCUACGUGGAACUUUUCAUCUCCUCAACCCCUGACAGCAGGAAGAGAACAAGACACUUCAAUAAUGACAUAAACCCUGUGUGGAAUGAAACUUUUGAAUUUAUUUUGGAUCCUAAUCAGGAAAAUAUUUUGGAGAUCACAUUAAUGGAUGCCAAUUAUAUCAUGGAUGAAACUCUAGGGACUGCAACAUUUCCCAUAUCUUCUAUGAAAGUGGGAGAGAAGAAAGAGGUUCCUUUUAUUUUCAACCAGGUCACUGAAAUGAUUCUGGAAAUGUCUCUUGAAGUUUGUUCAUCCCCAGACCUCCGAUUUAGUAUGGCUCUGUGUGAUCAGGAGAAAACUUUCAGACAACAAAGAAAAGAAAACAUAAAGGAAAACAUGAAGAAAUUCCUGGGUCCAAACAAUAGUGAAGGCUUGUGUUCUACGCGUGAUGUGCCUGUCGUAGCCAUACUGGGCUCAGGCGGAGGCUUCCGAGCCAUGGUAGGAUUUUCUGGUGUGAUGAAGGCCCUGUAUGAAUCAGGCAUUUUAGAUUGUACCACCUAUGUUGCUGGUCUUUCUGGAUCCACGUGGUACAUGUCAACCUUAUAUUCUCACCCUGAUUUUCCAGAGAAAGGGCCAAAGGAAAUUAAUGAAGAGCUAAUGAAGAAUGUUAGCUACAACCCCCUUUUACUUCUCACACCACAGAAAAUUAAAAGAUAUGCUGAGUCUUUAUGGAAGAAGAAAAGCUCUGGACAGCCUGUCACGUUUACUGAUAUCUUUGGGAUGUUAAUUGGAGAAACACUAAUUCACAAUAGAAUGAACACUACUUUGAGUAGUUUGAAGGAAAAAGUCAGUACUGCCCAGUGCCCUUUACCUCUUUUCACUUGUCUCCACGUCAAACCUGAUGUUUCAGAGCUGAUGUUUGCAGAUUGGGUUGAAUUUAGUCCCUAUGAGAUUGGCAUGGCCAAGUAUGGUACUUUCAUGGCUCCUGACUUAUUCGGAAGCAAAUUUUUUAUGGGAACAGUUGUGAAGAAAUAUGAGGAAAACCCCUUGCAUUUCUUAAUGGGUGUCUGGGGCAGUGCCUUUUCUAUAUUGUUCAACAGAGUCUUGGGAGUUUCUGGUUCACAAAAUAAAGGUUCCACAAUGGAGGAAGAAUUAGAAAAUAUUACAGCAAAGCAUAUUGUGAGUAAUGAUAGCUCAGAUAGCGAUGAUGAAUCACAAGAACGCAAAGGCACCGAGGAUGAAGAUGCUGAAAGGGAAUAUCAAAAUGACAAUCAGGCCAGCUGGGUCCAUCGUAUGUUAAUGGCCUUGGUGAGUGAUUCAGCUUUGUUCAAUACCAGAGAAGGACGUGCUGGGAAGGUGCACAACUUCAUGUUGGGCUUGAAUCUCAACACAUCCUAUCCACUGUCUCCUUUCAAAGACUUUACCACACAGGAGUCACUGGAUGAAGAUGAACUGGACGCAGCUGUAGCAGAUCCUGAUGAAUUUGAGCAAAUAUAUGAGCCUUUGGAUGUCAAAAGUAAAAAGAUUCAUGUAGUGGACAGUGGCCUCACAUUCAACCUACCAUACCCCUUGAUCCUGAGACCCCAAAGGGGAGUUGAUCUCAUCAUCUCCUUUGACUUUUCUGCAAGGCCGAGUGACUCUAGUCCUCCAUUCAAGGAACUUCUCCUUGCAGAAAAGUGGGCUAAAAUGAACAAGCUCCCUUUCCCAAAGAUUGAUCCUUACGUGUUUGAUCGAGAAGGGCUGAAGGAAUGCUAUGUGUUUAAGCCCAAGAAUCCUGAUGUGGAGAAAGAUUGCCCGACCAUCAUCCACUUCGUUCUCACCAACAUCAACUUCAGGAAGUACAAGGCUCCAGGUGUUCCAAGAGAGACUAAUGAAGAGAAAGAAAUAGCUGAUUUUGAUAUUUUUGAUGACCCUGAAUCACCAUUUUCUACCUUCAAUUUUCAAUAUUCAAAUGAAGCAUUCAAGAGGCUGCAUGAUCUGAUGCACUUCAAUACCCUGAACAACAUUGAUGUGAUAAAGAAGGCCAUAGUCGAAAGCAUCGAAUACAGAAGACAGAACCCGUCUCGUUGCUCUGUUUCUCUCAGUAAUGUUGAGGCAAGAAGAUUCUUCAACAAGGAGUUUCUAAGCAAACCCACAGCAUAGUUUGUGUAUUGGAAAGGCCAGUGACUUCUGAUCCUGAGGCAGUUUGAAAGUCUGUGAUAACUGGAUUUUAAAAGACAGUACAGAUAUUAGUACUGAUCCCAAGAGACUGGCUUAUUGCUCAAAGUUGCAGCUACUUAGCUGCAUGAAAAUAAUACCUUCAUAAGUUUGUGAAGUUGACAGAUGAUGCUAUGUAAAAAUAUACUCAGAUAUAUUUUGUCAGUAUAAAUUUCCUAAUGCAAGUAUAGGGACAUAUACUAUAUUUUUAGACAUUCCUCACCAACUAUUUUAUGUGUCCUCUUUUUUUAAAUGUGGUCUCUUUUUAGAUAUUUAAGAGUUCAAUCUCAAAAAGUAAGGCUUUUAGUUGUGUGUGAAUGUUAUUUACUGACUGGACAACACUAUUUUUUAUUUAUAUAUGAAUAUAUACCUAUAUGAAAUAAAUACAUCUGUAUGCAAAUUAGCAUGAGAUAACUGAUUUUUUAAAUUCUUUUUAAGGAGAUACUGGACUGUAGCUGUGAAAGAUUCUCAGAUUCAUGGCUU
Manis javanica (Malayan pangolin) is the source of this 3232-nucleotide messenger RNA. RefSeq names its product phospholipase A2 group IVA (gene PLA2G4A). Gene Ontology annotation, cellular component: endoplasmic reticulum; Golgi apparatus; nucleus. Gene Ontology annotation, molecular function: calcium-dependent phospholipid binding; calcium ion binding. Gene Ontology annotation, biological process: glycerophospholipid catabolic process. The record is from RefSeq and is a predicted model, not a curated record. Lineage: Eukaryota; Metazoa; Chordata; Mammalia; Pholidota; Manidae.